This is a messenger RNA of Lichtheimia ornata, 1236 nucleotides long. RefSeq lists its product as uncharacterized. Gene Ontology annotation, molecular function: DNA-binding transcription factor activity, RNA polymerase II-specific; RNA polymerase II cis-regulatory region sequence-specific DNA binding. The transcript is spliced from 4 exons. The coding region runs from base 1 to 1236 and encodes 411 amino acids. Lineage: Eukaryota; Fungi; Mucoromycota; Mucoromycetes; Mucorales; Lichtheimiaceae. Gene Ontology annotation, biological process: regulation of transcription by RNA polymerase II. The record is from RefSeq and is a predicted model, not a curated record.
AUGGCAACACUUUUUGCAGCAUCAACGUCGUCGGAAGGCAACAAAGGCAGUGGUCGUGAAGGCAACAGUCUAGGCCAACAACAGUACCCAGCAACGACCGUACCUGAUCUUGCACCUUCCAAUGUCAACCCAUCGAGCCACAAUGCACGAGAAUGUCCCUUGCUUGAUAAUAGCCACACAUCCACUUCUCCUACAGACCCCUCGCCUUCAGUUGCUACCGAAUCAUUGCCGUCGACUUAUGCCACACUCCCACGAACAACAAAGCUGGAUGAGGAACCCAAUCCUUUUGAACAAAGUUUUUCCAGUGGUAUUGACAAGGAGGAUAACCGAAACAUGGGUAACAGCAGCAACAACAACAAUCGUCGCAUAUUACCUCCAUUGGCAGCGAUCGAUAGUCCAACUCGUGGUGUCAUUUCUCGAAAGGAUGAGAUCAUUUGGGAUUCUUUACGCAGUGGGCCUUUAUCGCCAUCCAUGUUGACGGGUCCUGCAGAAGAUAAACGAUCAAGAUUAUCGGAUCAUCAUCAUCAUCAUCACUCUUCGUAUCCAGGGCAACAGCAGCAACAACAACGAUCAGGUAGCAUGAUGAAAUAUGAAGUCAUUCCAUCCGCUAUUGUGGACCGUGCGCAAACGGUAUCAUCGACAUCCAUGUAUAAUUAUGCUGCAUCAACUGCACCCGCUUCCGCUAUCGUCGCACCAUCAUCAGCACAAGCACCAGGACGGGAAACGACUGGUCAAGUGGCGCCAUCCAAUGACGAAUUCCCGCCGCCUCCACCAAGUUCGUUUGUGAAACGAAAAUAUCCAACGUCCGCUCAUGUUACACCACCUCCACCACCAUCAUCAACAACAACAGCCGAGAUCAUUCAUGAACAUCCAAGUAUCAAACGUCGUGCACAAACCAAAUACGUCGACGAUGAGGAAAAACGUAAAAACUUUUUGGAAAGAAAUCGUCAAGCUGCCUUCAAGUGUCGACAACGUAAAAAGCAAUGGGUACAAGAUUUGCAAAGUAGUGCAGAGUAUUUGACAGCCACCAAUGAGCAGCUCAAGAUGGAAACCGCAAGACUACGUGAAGAAAUCUUCCAUUUGAAAUCCUUGUUACAAGAACAUACGUCGUGUCCUUUGAAUCCACAAGCAGUGCUGGAAGCGAUCAAUCGACCUAUACCACAUUCAGACACAAUCACUCAAUAUCCACCAACUUCAACUGAGUCCUCACCAUCAACAGCGAUCCAACGCAUUUAA